Molecule: messenger RNA, 1476 nt
Organism: Prunus armeniaca (apricot)
Lineage: Eukaryota; Viridiplantae; Streptophyta; Magnoliopsida; Rosales; Rosaceae
Source: the annotation of a GenBank genome assembly
AUGGCUGCUGCUAAUGGACAAGAGCGUGAGGUUCAAAAGAACUACUGGGUGGAGCACUCCGCAGAUUUGACCGUUGAGGCCAUGAUGCUCGACUCCAAAGCCUCUGAUCUUGACAAAGAAGAGCGACCUGAGGUGCUUUCUUUGCUCCCUCCAUAUGAGGGUAAAUCUGUUUUGGAACUGGGAGCUGGGAUUGGUCGUUUCACUGCAGAGUUAGCUCAAAAGGCUGGUCAGCUUGUCGCAUUGGACUUCAUUGACAGUGUGAUAAAGAAGAAUGAAAGCACUAAUGGACACCAUAAGAACGUCAAGUUCAUGUGUGCUGAUGUUACAUCUCCUGAUCUGAAGAUUUCUGAAGAAUCAGUGGAUAUGAUAUUCUCAAAUUGGCUUCUUAUGUAUUUAUCAGAUAAGGAGGUGGAAAAUUUGGUAGAAAGGAUGAUGGGAUGGUUGAAGGUCGGUGGAUAUAUCUUUUUCAGAGAAUCUUGUUUCCACCAAUCUGGAGACUCUAAAAGAAAAUCCAAUCCAACCCAUUACCGGGAACCCAGAUUUUAUACCAAGGUUUUUAAACAAUGCCACAUGCAUGAUGAUUCUGGGAAUUUCUUUGAACUCUCUCUUGUUGGUUGCAAAUGUAUUGGAGCUUAUGUUCGGAACAAAAAGAAUCAAAAUCAGAUUUGCUGGUUAUGGCAGAAAGUUGCUUCACAGGAUGAUAGAGGUUUCCAGCAGUUCUUAGAUAAUGUUCAGUACAAAAGUAAUGGCAUAUUACGAUAUGAGCGUGUCUUUGGACAAGGUUUUGUGAGCACAGGAGGGAUCGAAACAACUAAAGAAUUUGUGGCAAUGUUGGAUCUUAAGCCUAGCCAGAAAGUUCUAGAUGUAGGCUGUGGCAUCGGGGGAGGUGACUUUUAUAUGGCCUCGAAUUAUGAUGUUGAGGUUGUUGGCAUUGACCUCUCCGUAAAUAUGAUUUCUUUUGCUCUUGAACAUGCCAUUGGACUCAAAUGUGCUGUCGAGUUUGAAGUUGCUGAUUGCACACAAAAGACAUAUCCUGACGACACCUUUGAUGUGAUAUACAGCCGUGACACCAUUUUACACAUUCAAGAUAAACCUGCAUUAUUCCGAUCCUUCUACAAGUGGUUGAAGCCAGGAGGUAAAGUUCUCAUCAGUGAUUACUGUAGGAGUGCUGGAACUCCAUCGGCAGAGUUUGCUGAGUAUAUUAAGCAAAGAGGAUAUGAUCUCCAUGAUGUACAAGCAUAUGGUCAGAUGCUCAAGGAUGCUGGUUUUGACGAAGUCAUUGCUGAGGAUCGUACUGAUCAGUUCAAAGAAGUUUUGCAGCGGGAACUGGAUGCUGUUGAGAAAGACAAGGAUGCGUUCAUCCAGGACUUUUCGGAAGAGGAUUAUGAUGAUAUAGUUGGUGGAUGGAAGGCAAAGCUGAUCAGGGCUGACUCUGGAGAGCAGAAGUGGGGCCUCUUCAUUGCCAAGAAGAAAUGA